GUACUUCCUUCUAUGUGUCACCUCCCAUGGAUCCAGCUCAACCUCUUCGCCAGGCUUGCUCGUGCGGCGCCGCCGCACGGCCAAAAUCUUUUCGCCGUUCUUAUAUCUUUCUACGCUGAUAACAUUGUUUUACUUCACCGUUCCCGCACCACCAUGCUCCACUCUCUGAUCCGGGCCCUUCCACUCAGAAUUCUGCGAACCCACCUCCAGCGGAUGCUCACGUGCCUGCGGGAGCUACGUGAGAAGAAAAGCCUCUUCUCGUCGUCCUUUUCGACCAACGACUUUGACGACCAGUUCUUGAUGGAUGUCGAAGCCAAGAAAAACGUGGUGAAUAAGAACCUAAACCCUGAUUCCAAUCCAACUGACUCCAUUUUAGAAUCCAUUUUUGCAGAGUUAAACGUGGAACUAGCCGGCGGAAAGGCGCAUGUUCCGCAAGAAUCAGAGAUUUUAGUUUUGGACACACUGAGGCUCCAGAACCGCGCGCGCACCAGGCGCACGCCCCCGAACGUGCCACCUACGGGGUUUAGUGAUACAUCCUUCACACGCGAGCCCAAGAAGAAGGCUAAGGCGGCGAUUCCAGCGUUUGACUUCACCGAAAUUGACGAACAGCGACAGCAGUUGUUAGUGUUCAAGGCGGCCGUCUCGGACCAUGCGGUGAUCGCUUCCGUCGGGGACAUGAAGCCUGUGAAGCCAAAGGUAUCACAGAUGCGGUACGAGCAGCUAGAGAUGGACUUAAACGCGGCCUAUUCGUUGGUCCAACUCAGAGGAUACAUGGCUCUCCAGCCCGUGAGUCCGUACGGCUAUAAGAAGACAUUUUCAAAGACCAAGUUGGUUGAAUUUAUCAUCAAGCGCGUGUGGAAUGUGGAAGCCUCGGAUGAGAUCAGCUAUCUCGACGAUUUGAUCAUUGAGAGAACGUUGAAAUUCAGUAAGCGCGAUUUAUUCUUCUUGCUAUCAGAGAAGGGGCGUUAUAUCCAUGCAAUGUCACACAAGGGCGCGCAGAUUGUUGUUUCGGACGACUUGAAAUUGAUUUUGCGCGGUCCCGAGAACUUGUUGAACUAUAUUGAUAUUAACCUUGGGUACUUGUUGAAUACAGUGCAGCGGGAGACGUUGGAUUUGACGGAGUUGAACAAAUUGUGCGAGAUGCACGGGAAGAGGCUUGAUGUGGGAAGGUUACAGGCUAAGUAUGAUGUGUACUUUGAACAAGCUCUGGGCGAAUCUGUGGAAAAAUCUCCGAGAAAGUCUCUGGACAAGCCUCUGUCCAUUUCAGUUUCAACGUCCUCUUUAGCUCUGGAAUCUCCUCCUACAACUCACCUGGCAGGGCCUUCUCUUUUAUACAACGUGUGGUUCCUCAAUCGUGACCUCCUCGACCGGAUGAAGAGACAAGUGUUGCUCUCGCUCGACUACAACCCUACAGCCGUCAAGCAUCUCACGGUACCCGAUCUCGCUCCUCUUCGCUUCUACGAGUACAACAACAAAUCCGUGCUUCCGCAUGUGCACAGGGAUAUGUGCUGGUACACAUUAAAAAGCACGACCAAAAAGAAAACUGUAAGCGCCGAUGAAUAUUUUUCUCAAGAGGCCCUCCGGGAGUUAACCUCCUUCACCGACAAGAUCCCCAGUUACAGCGCUUUCUCUGAGGCCUACGAGUCGCAGAAUUACACCGAGGAUCACACCUCUGAAACUCUUCCGAAGAGCGUAAACAGCCAUGACAUGGAACUUGCCCUUGACACCGAGGUUGGCCAAGUGGAGGAAAGCGAUGGCGUACAUACCGAUGCAGGUACUUCUGAGAGUAUAUCGCUUCCUCAGUCAACCAAAAACCGCUUGUACGAUACCCUAACAUCAUUCAUUCCAAACCCCGAAACCCGUACCGUGCCUCUUGCCCAAUGGGAGGACCCGGUCAUGAGUGUGUCCUUCGGGGCCCUCUUGUUCGCUGAAAAGACCCCAAAAGCCCGGUCUGUCUUUUCCACGAAGCCUGCGGACGCCAUCGCCGUGGACAACUACAUCUUCAACACCACCAUCCCCAAAAUCUACGCCAAGGUGCACCAGUUGCCACUCGUGUCUGAGAGUUCUGCCGAGUCUGAGGGUGCACGCCUUGCGCUUAAGAGCGCGGCUGCGUUUGCACGUGUCAAGCUCGUACCCGAGGCGUACUCCAACGCCGCCAACUUCCAACAGUACCCGCCAUUAGAGGUGUGGUUGCCGAUCAGCAACCUCGGCAAGAUCUACUGGAAGGGUAUCCAAGUCUUGGCGUCCGUCGCUGAGAACGAGCACUACGUGAGUGGUCAGGCCGCCGCAACGAACGUCACGGACAUGAAGUUUGGCUGCUACGUCGUCGGAAAACUCGCGGACGGGAAAUUCGCAGCCCCUACGGAAGAAGGGGAGGCUGAGGAAUCCGAAUCUGGCUUGAGCGAAGAGGAACGUACAAUCUUGCAUGCAAUGGGAGUCAAGGACCAAGCAAAGUCAGAGGACGAAAUCGGGCUCUUAUCGCCCAGAUCGCCCUUCUUGGCCUCCCAGAAGGCUCUCAAGGAGUACUUGAUUCACUCCUUCAAGAGUCACGAAAAGCAAACCCGCGACCCGGUGUUCAGCUCCGCCCCGAUUGCCAUCAACUAUCCGACAGAGGACCCUACCAAGACGGUCCCAGUACCGUAUAUCUUUGUGGGGGCCUCUUAUGGCCAGACCAUGUCGUUUGUGUUUAACGGAAGAUACGUUGACUGCAACGUCAUUACACGCGACUCAUUGGGCGGACGCCAUUUCGAGGUUAACAUGUUGAUGCCGCUCGCCGCGCGCGCGGAGGCGCGCGAUGACGGUUGCGUGAUCCCAGUGGACCGAGCCGAGUUUGACCGCUUCGUCGACGAUGCUGUCGCGCUCGCCACGUUGUAGACCUGUAUAUAUUAUGUCUCCGCUUGUAUAGUGAUUGCAAAGAAAUACUUGUGAAUGAGA
Babjeviella inositovora NRRL Y-12698 is the source of this 2934-nucleotide messenger RNA. RefSeq lists its product as uncharacterized. The coding region runs from base 154 to 2874 and encodes 906 amino acids. The record is from RefSeq and is a predicted model, not a curated record. The transcript has a single exon. NCBI's taxonomy places the organism in Eukaryota, Fungi, Ascomycota, Pichiomycetes, Serinales.